CGAGCACCGAUCAGUUGUGUCUGUAUCCACGUGUCCUCACCAGGUACUGGUUCUCCUCUUCUUCCGCUCUGGUCUGCUCGCUUCCAUCCCUCAGCCAACUUCGACGACUUGAAUUUCUUCAGCAGAGUUUGUCACUUCUGUUAUUCGGACUAUCUCGUCUCAGCAAGUUCCGCACUAGCAGUGAACCAAACGAACAAUUUUUCACAUUCAUUCAAUCUUCCACUCCGCGAACUUCUUCGUCGUCCGGCAGAAAAUUUCUCGACAGUGAUCCGACCGAGUCGUGAAAGACUUUUGUCACUUUCGUCGCGUUUGCUCCAUCGAGUGUCCGAUUGACGAGGACCUAGCCCAGCCGUCUCCUGCAAGGACGACGGCCAUCAUCAGCCCACCACUCGCCGAAUCUGUGCUAACAGAUCGUCACUUGGCAGUUCUGCCAAAUUCACCUACCUGUUGAAUCAUCCGACGCAGCAAUGGCAAAGUUUUCCGCUUGUCUGCUGCUCUUGGCGCUGACUGCCCUCGUCAGCUGUUGGGCUGAACCGGAACCUGCCGGACCCAAUCCGUACAUCGUCAACGCUGAAGAAAGAACAUGGGGACAUCUCCGCUCCGGAGGAAGCGGUUACGGCUAUAGCGCACCCAAGGCUCCCAAGGCUCCUAAAGCAUCGUAUGGCGCUCCUAAAGCUCCCAAGGCUCCCAAGGCAAGCUACGGCCCACCAAAAGCCAAGGCUCCCAAGGCUCCUAAGGCAUCUUAUGGUGCCCCAAAAGCCAAGGCACCGAAGGCACCAAAGGCUUCUUAUGGCGCUCCUUUGGCUCCCGCUUAUGGAGCAGCUCCUCAGCCAGCCUACCACGCCCCACAGCCGGCCUAUCACGCUCCUCAGCCAGCCUACCCUGCACCUCAGCCAGCAUACCCCGCUCCUCAGCCAGCAUACACUGCUCCUCAACCAACUUAUGCUGCUCCACAGCCAUCGUACGCUCCUCAGCCCAGUUAUGCUGCUGCCCCUCAACCAUCUUACGAACAAGCUGGACCCAUCUACGCUCCUGAGCCAGUUUAUGCUUCUGCUCCGGCCCCGUCAUACGCUCCCGAGCCAUCGUACGCAGCACCUGCACCAGCCUACGCACCUGAGCCAUCUUAUGCUGCUCCAGCUCCGGCCUACGCCCCAGAGCCAUCGUACCCAGCACCUGCACCAGCCUAUGCCCCAGAGCCAUCUUAUCCAGCUCCAGCUCCGGCCUACGCCCCAGAGCCAUCGUACCCAGCUCCGGCUCCAGCCUAUGCCCCGGAACCAUCUUAUCCAGCUCCAGCCCCGGCUUAUGCUCCAGAGCCAGCUUACGCUGCCCCGGCCCCGGCCUACGCUCCUGAACCAUCUUACGCCCAGGCACCAGCUCCAUCAUACGCACCUGAGCCAACUUAUGCUUCAGCUCCUGCUCCAGUGUACGCACCUGAGCCAGCAUACCCGGCACCUGCCCCACAGUACGAUUCUCAACCAAUCUACGCCCCGGCACCCGCUCCAUCAUACGCCCCAGAGCCGACUUAUGCUGCCGAGCCGUCUUAUGCUCCCCAACAGCCCUCAUAUGCUCCUCAACAGCCAUCGUACGCUCCUCAACCUUCUUAUGCUCCUCAACCCCAACAAUCUUACGCUCCUCAGACGUACGCUCCUCAACCAUCUUACCAACCAGCUCCAGUUUCUUCGUACGGCGCUCCAGCAAAGGCACCAAAGGCAUCAUACGGCGCUCCAGCAAAGGCCAAGGCACCUAAAGCACCCAAGGCUUCUUACGGCGCACCCGCAAAGGCACCAAAGGCAUCGUACGGCGCUCCGGCUAAAGCUAAGGCUCCCAAAGCACCUAAAGGACAAUAUGGCGCUCCUAAGGCACAAAAGGCUCCCAAAGCACCUAAAGGACAGUACGGCGCACCCAAGGCCCCUAAGGCACCCAAGAAACCUAAAGGUACAUAUGGCGCACCCAAGGCUCCCAAGGCUCCUAAAUCUUCUUACGGCUCACCCAAGCUGCCCAAGGCACCCAAAUCGACCUACGGACCCAGCAAAUCCAAGUUCAAGUUGCCCAAGAUCAAGCUGCCCAAGAUCAACUUCAAGUCCAAGGGUAAAGGACAGAGCUACGAGGUUUUGGACCCACCCUACCCCAGCCACGGAUACGAAGAGAUCCCUCAACCUUACCCCAUCACUUUGGUUUACCAGCAACAACCGGCCUAUCACCCAGCUCCUCAACCAGCCUACUCUCAACCCCAACAGUCUUACGCUCCUCAACCGUCUUACGCCCCAGCUCCUUCUCAGCAAUCUUACGCUCCUCCCCAGCCUUCUUACGCUCCUCAACCAUCUUAUGCCCCAGCUCCUGAGCAGUCUUACGCUCCUCAACCAUCUUAUGCCCCAGCUCCUGAGCAAUCUUACGCUCCUCAACCAUCUUAUGCUCCAGCUCCUGAGCAGUCUUACGCUCCUCAACCAUCUUACGCUCCAGCUCCUGAACAGUCUUACGCUCCUGCUGCUCCUCAGCCAUCUUACCAACCUGCUCCACUCCAGACUGCUUACGGCUCAGCACCAGCUCAACAAGAGCCAACAUAUGCUCCUCAGCCUUCUUAUCCUGCCCCAGCUCCUUAUGAAGCAUCUGCCGCUCCGGCCGUUCCUUCUUACUCUGCCGCACCAGCACCAGCACCCGCUCCAGCACCCAUUCCCGAUCAGAUCUACUCUGCCGCUCCCGCACAAGACCCCGUCUACGUUCCAGCACCGUCUGCAGCCCAGUAUUCCGCUCCUGGCGCUUCCAGCUACUCUAUCGUCCCCGUUGCCCCAUCUCACGAAAACUGUGAAUCCUGCGCCACGAACCCAUGGGUACCGCUCGGCGGAACUCCCGUCUAUGGAGUUCGUCCUGAAGAUGUUCGCUCUCUGCCUUCCGCUUCUGCCCCAGCUCCAGUUGCUCCUGAAUACACUCCACCAGCUGCUCCCGAAUACUCUCCACCAGCUGCUCCCGAAUACACUCCACCAGCUGCUCCUGAAUACAACCAACCUGCUGCUCCCGAAUACGCCCCACAGGUUGCUCCCGAAUACACUCCAGAGGCAGCUCCUGAAUACACGCCACCAGCAGCUCCUGAAUAUUCGCCACCAGCUCCAGUUUCUUACUCCGCUCCUGCUGCUGUAGAAUACUCUGCUCCAGCUGCCAGCUACGACUCGCCCGUCGAGGAAUCCAUCGCCAUCAGCCAACCUUCCGACGAUGUUCCCGAGGCUGUUGCUCCAUCCAGCGACUCGUACAAUGACUUGGUUGCCGCCGCUCCUACUUACACCCCCGUCGAAGAAGCUCCUCAGCCAGCCACUCCGGAUGUUGUCCAGGAGCCCAUCCAGUCAUAUUUCAUCCCGGCCGAGCCAGUUUCCGUUCCAGCGUACGACAUUCCAGCUGUCCAGGAAGACUACCUUUUGCUGUCUCAACCUGAAACGACGUCGGCUCCUUUCAUUCCUCUGCCCGUUGACGAGCCGGCCAUCGUGACCGCUGCACCCGAGUCUUUUACCUACUCCUCUUAUAGCGUUCCCGAGGCUGCACAGGAGCCAGUAGCUGUUCCCGUUGAAGUGCCCUUCACUGUGCAACAGGAGGAAGCAGUCCAGGUCUACGAAGCUCCGGCUCCCGUAGAAGAAGCACCCCAGCAAGUGGCCGUCUUCUUUAGCGCACCCGCCCAACAGGUGGUGGCUGCUCCGGCCAUCGAAUACCUACCGCCGUCAGCUGAGACGGACGAAUCCAUUGACGUUGACAUCAGACAGAAGGAGGAGACUCCGACCGACUACCAAGACGUUGCCUACGCUGUCCCGGACCCCGUCCCAGUCCCUGCCCAACCGGAAUACGAAGCUGAAAUCCCGGUCUUCGCUGAGCCGGCCUACGGUUCACGUAUCACUCAACGCUUGCCCGAAGAAAUUCAGCCCGCUCCGUACAGACCCGAAUUGGAAGAAGAAGAAGCUCCGGCCCCAGUUGCGCCCUACAGUCCGCCCGCCUUGGUCUACGCUGUUCCUGAGCCGGAGCAGCCCGUCGUGGUCCAACAGCCCGUAGUCCCUGAAUCGCCCAUCUCCACCAUCGAUGCCGUCCGUUGGGACCAGCCGGAAGAGGAUCAGCAGGUAUUGCAGGAAUUCGUCCCCGUCGUCAGCCAGGAGGAGGAAGUCUACGUCCAGCAGCCGCAAGCCCCUACCUACGUCCAAGAGGAAGAGGCUCCCAUCCAGGAGGAUAGCCUUUUGCUCUCCGUCGGACAGGAACUCAGCCAGGAGCCGGAAUACCAGGAGCCAGUCCGCCAAGUUGAGCCGGAACUCGUUCAACUGCCAGUUUACCAAGAGCCUGUCCAGGUUCCAGAGCAGACUUUCCAGGUAGAGGAGCAGGAGGUGCCGACUGUCGAGCAGCCCGUGGAGAUCCAGCAGGAGCAGGAGGAGGAGUACGUAGAACCCGUCCAGAUCCAGCAAGCACCCGUCCAGAUUCAGCAAGAAGUCGUCCAGAUCCAGCAGGAACCCGAGCAGACGUACCAGAUCUCGCAGGAAUACCUUCCGCCCUUCCCGACUUACAAGAACGUCGAAGUUGAACCGGAAGAAGCGCCAGCCCUUCCCGAUUACGAGCCCGUAAGGAUUGUUCAACAGGAGCCGGAGAUCGUCCAAGAAUACUUCGAGCCCGUCCAGGUUGUCGUGCAGGAACCCGUGGUGAUUCCCGAGGUCGAACAAGAAUACGUCGAGCCCGUUCAGAUUGUCCAACAGCCCGAGGUCGAGCAGGAAUUGGUUGAACCAGUGCAGAUCCCCGAAUUGCCAGCCUCAAUCCAGGGUGAAGAGCCGGAGCAGUCGUACCAAGUCGAGCAGGAGAUCGAGAAGCAGCAGGAGCAGGCCAGCAGUCCGAAAUACCAGGAGCCCAUCGAUCAGCAGUUCAAUUUCCAGCAGACGAUCGAGAAUUUCGCCAAGCAACAGACGGACGAAAAUUUGGCUCCAGUCAUUUCGGCUAACAAGCAAGCAGGUAGAGGUCGCCCCAUCCGACCGCGCCCCAUCAUCUUCCAGCGGACGGAAGAAGAUUUAUUCCAGGCGGGUUUCCCCGAAGUAGCCGCACCGGAAGGUGACGACGUUCCCUUAGAGGAGCAGGCCGCCAUUCGUGAGGCCAUCUUCGAGCUCAAAAAGGAAAGUCGAUCGGGUUAAUAAAGAUGGUCCCACUUUGUUCUUAUACCUCUUCUCUAUAUCCCCCGUUACUCUUGUUAUUCCUUCACAGCUCAAUCACGCAUCAGCGGCAUUGAUUCAGACAGCUCUAUAUUAAUCAAAUCAAACCAAAACCGAUUUCAGACACAAACAAUCAGCCAGGAACAGGAAACACAAAUCGAACUCAAAUGUCUCGUUGUAACAAACAAAAAACCGUGCAACAUAUUUUCUCUCUCCGCAUUGAUUUUAUCUUUUACACCGCACAUCAGACACACACACACACACACAAAACAUUUUUUUCUGAAAAAAAUGCACAAAAACCCUUCCAGUAAGUCUUGUCGACGCAUUGUAAGGAGGACGUACUCGCCUGGUGCACGUACCGUCUGCCCAGCAUCACCCGGCCCGUGCUUCUUUUGUAAAUAGAUGAAUCCCCCCUUUUUUUUUUUAAAGUUUUCUUUCUUUAUCAUUUCCCACUUUUCUGUGAGUCCUCCUCUCCCAACUGUGUUCUUUCUGGACGACACUUCUCGUUUUCUUGCCUUGUUACUUUUUUUCAUUCAGGCCAGAAAAUGUGUUUUCUAUUUCUCUGCAUUUCUUAUUUUUGUUCUUAUUAUACUCUUGAGUGACUGCACAUGAUGAUGAUGAUGAUGUUUAACUUCCCAUUUUAUUUUAACAUGAACUCUCGCGCGGGAUAUUAUUAUGGUUUGCCCGACAGCGGCUGAAACACCAAUUCUUAUAACUUCCUUUUUUUUUUUGAAAUUUUUCUUGUUGUUGAUGUUGUUGGUUUCUUUUGGUUAUCCAAUUUUUUUUUUUUUUUUUUUUUUAAUUAUCAUUAUUUCGUAGAAAGACUUUGGGGAAAGUAGUUAAAAAAUUUUGAAAACGAGGAUGAAAAACCUGAACAAAUUUUAAGGAUAUGCUCGGAAAGUGGAUGAAACCCAAUGUUAUGUAUUAACCCGUCAGACUUCUAUUUUUUUUUUUUGGACACGAAAGCGCGUGUGAUCUGCCAUUUUUGGAACUUGGUCGAGAUCCCAACUAACUCACAUCAUCGCAUAACCAAUCAGCCAACAAACAAAACCAACAACCCCAACCAACGAGAGAUGAUAUGUGUAUGUGGUAGUCAAUGUUGCUCAACCAAGUUUGGCUAUCGUAUCGUAGAUAUUCGUCUUGAAUCUUGAUAUACCCUUCCAAAUUUCAUACCCCACUCUUUUCCACUGUUUGUUUUUUUCUUUCUAUUGUUUCAACUUAUUGCAAAACUCUUCAUCUUUUUUUUUUCUCUUUGAUAUGCUGUAUCUUCCACCCACCUUUCACGUCGAUAUACCCCCUUUUUUUAUCAUGAACCAUAAUAAAUAUAUUCGGAUUGUCCGUUUUUUUUCGAUGUCAAA
Messenger RNA from Daphnia pulex (common water flea), 6517 nucleotides. RefSeq names its product titin-like. The transcript is spliced from 4 exons. The record is from RefSeq and is a predicted model, not a curated record. Lineage: Eukaryota; Metazoa; Arthropoda; Branchiopoda; Diplostraca; Daphniidae. Bases 468 to 5141 code for a protein of 1557 amino acids.